AAGCACAACGGGGGCGACAAUAUGUUUAUCGAACGUAACUCGUUCUUCCUGCGAGUGGGUGUCAAGUUUCACGCGGCUCCAACGGCCGAGCUUGCCGCCCAACGUUCCGGUGAAAUCUUAUCACUCUCAGAGAAAGAUAGAGAUGAAGGCAGGCCCGCAGGCGCUGCGAUUGCAGUAGUGCAAAUCGCCAAGCAAGUUGCUGCUUUUCUGCUUCGGCAUAUGGCUUUCGAUGCACAGCCGGACGUUGCUUUGGAACGGACAAUGAAAGACGUCCAUGACCGCCUGCCUUCAACGAUUCCUGCAAUUCUAUGGUCGGCUGCUGCACGGAAACUACACUUGAUCGAUUCUGCCGGUUUCGACAAUCGCCUUACUUCGCUUUUGAGGUUGACAACUGGCAAUUCUGAUAGGGAACAUACAUCCGAAGUGAUGCGAUAUCGUCGGACGCUCGUGGUAAAACAGAAGGCACUGAGAAGUCGUCUACCGUUUCCAUGUGUAGACUGUUUUGAUCCUGAAUUGAAUGUAGACCCGAUUAUUCGCCUAAGCAGCUCAGCAAACGAAUGCUUGAUCGACGAACUGAAUCAGCUCGACAAUAUUCUUGCGAGAUCAGAACGAUGGGUCUUUUUCCAAAAAGCUAGGUUGCAGGUAAAUCCGAGUCCACCCGGGGUAUAAGAGUGGUCAAAAAUUUCGAUUCCUUCUUUUUCCGGGCUUGUGUUUGCUUGCUAAGGAUCGUCUUGGAUGGUAAUUUGGGACACGCAGCUGCGUUUGCUGCAUUCUUUUUCCAUUGUUUUAUAGCCUCCGUCUGUUUACUAGUAAAUUGAAGACUCAUAUCAUCGCAGCCACAUGGGUCAAGCCCGGUAAGAAAAACCAAAACUGAUGUCGCCACUUGACUUCCGCAACGUUUGAAAUAUCCUGGUUUGCCUCCCGCCAAAGGGCCUGAUUGAAGAGCUUGCUGAAGAAGCUCAAAAAUUGCUUGCCCUCCUGCACGACGUCCUUCCAAUUCCAAGUCUGGGUAUCGCCGUAGUAUCGCUUUCCACUCGAUGACGCAGUUUUUUGUUGCUUGCAAAACAUUGGUCUGAUAUGUCAGCGGGUUCGCUAAAGCAGUAGUCGACAAAGAGAAUGCGACACGAUUGUUUUUAACCCGCUUUAAUAGAUGCUGUAACUCAUGGUGUUCCUCACUUUCCUCUUCAUCCGAAAUUCCUCUUUCCCUUGUAUUCGACGUCUCAAUUGAUUGCCGGUCUAAAUUCCCAAACCCGCAAUCGACGAUAAACGCUUCCUCGCUUUCCACAUGUUCUGUAUUGUUGUCUAUGGAGUCGACCAAAGCCAAGCAUGUAUUUUCCAUGCAUGUGGGAGCCUCUAGCUGAUCCGGUAUCUCCAGCUUCGUAUGUUUCCGUCUACGAGCGUUGUAUUUUGGCAGUCUCCCGUCCGUUGGUCCUCCACGUCCUCGAAAUACACGCCUGUUGUGGUCCAUCUCGGUCCGCCGCAAUUGCUGCUUUUGUCUCGCCAGCUGGACGCCUGCGCUUCACACUCCGUUUUGGGUUGAAGC
Phaeodactylum tricornutum CCAP 1055/1 is the source of this 1543-nucleotide messenger RNA. RefSeq lists its product with no specific name. The record is from RefSeq and is a predicted model, not a curated record. NCBI's taxonomy places the organism in Eukaryota, Bacillariophyta, Bacillariophyceae, Surirellales, Neidiaceae. The transcript has a single exon. The coding region runs from base 22 to 669 and encodes 215 amino acids.